Messenger RNA from Pungitius pungitius (ninespine stickleback), 1811 nucleotides. RefSeq lists its product as uncharacterized. The coding region runs from base 1 to 954 and encodes 317 amino acids. Lineage: Eukaryota; Metazoa; Chordata; Actinopteri; Perciformes; Gasterosteidae. The transcript has 6 exons. The record is from RefSeq and is a predicted model, not a curated record. Gene Ontology annotation, biological process: estrogen biosynthetic process. Gene Ontology annotation, cellular component: cytoplasm; cytosol. Gene Ontology annotation, molecular function: estradiol 17-beta-dehydrogenase [NAD(P)+] activity.
AUGGCCCAGAAGGUGGUACUCAUCACAGGCUGCUCCUCUGGGAUCGGCCUCGCCUUGGCUGCCCGCAUUGCAAAGGAUGAGAAGAAAAGGUUCAUGGUAUAUGCCACCAUGAGGAACUUGAGUAAGGGCGAGGCGCUGGUCGAGGCAGCGGGUCGGACCCUGGGCCGGACUUUGGAGCUCAAGCAGUUGGACGUGUGUGAUGAGGACUCCAUCAAAGCCUGCGUGGACAGCCUGCCAGAGCGCCGGGUGGACAUACUCAUAAGCAAUGCUGGGAUGGGUCUGAUUGGGCCCAUCGAGUGUCAGUCCAUUGAUGAGAUGAAGACCGUCAUGGACACCAACUUCUUUGGGCUUGUGCGUCUUCUAAAGGAAAUCCUACCUGACAUGAAGAGAAGGAAAAGAGGCCAUAUAGUGGUCAUUAGCAGCGUCAUGGGCAUUCAGGGGAUUUUAUUCAACGACGUCUACGCAGCGUCCAAGUUUGCAGUGGAAGGCUUUUGCGAAAGCUUAGCGGUGCAAGCCCUGAGAUUUGAUCUGAAUAUCAGCCUGAUAGAGCCAGGUCCUGUGAUAACAGAGUUUGAGCGUAAAGUCUACGAGGAGGGCAUGAAGACUGACCUCAGCAAAGCCGACAAGGUGACUGCUGACAUGUUCGUCAACAUCUACUUGAAGAACUACAAUCAGAUCUUUGAAACCCUCGGGCAGACUGCUGAAGAUGUAGCCGAGCAUACUCUCAAGAUCAUCACCAUGGAGAACCCCCCCUUCCGUCAUCAAACCAACACGCUUUACACCCCUAUGACUACGCUGAAAUAUGCUGACCCCAACGGCGACCUCCCCAUUGACACGUUUUACAAAAUGGUGUUUGAACACGACAAGGUCUUCAAUGCCAGUUUGAACUUCCUCAAGCUUCUGCGCUGGAGAAGCCGAAAGAGCUUUACCUUGGAAAAGGACAAGAGCAACUAGAGUGCCAUCGUGUAUUUAGUGAGGUACAUUCAGCCAUGUUUAGGUUGACUGUAGUUUACCUUUAUUCUAUUAUAAAUAUUUGUGAUACAUAAAAUCUUAGCUGAGUGAAAUACUGAAUCUGUGUUCAUUAUGGACAAAUAAAAAUAUGAAAGCUAAAAGUAAAUGUGACAAUGCAUUUAAAACCACGAACUGACAUAUUUCAUUACUCACUGAAUCCUUUAAGCCUCAAAGCUCUUUAUUACACAAUACACUCACCUAAAGGAUUAUUAGGAACACCUGUUCAAUUUCUCAUUAAUGCAAUUAUCUAAUCAACCAAUCACAUGGCAGUUGCUUCAAUGUAUUUAGGAGUGUGGUCCUGGUCAAGACAAUCUCCUGAACUCCAAACUGAAUGUCAGAAUGGGAAAGAAAGGUGAUUUAAGCAAUUUUGAGCGUGGCAUGGUUGUUGGUGCCGGACGGGCCGGUCUGAGUAUUUCACAAUCUGCUCAGUUACUGGGAUUUUCACGCACAACCAUUUCUAGGGUUUACAAAGAAUGGUGUGAAAAUGGAAAAACAUCCAGUAUGCGGCAGUCCUGUAGGCGAAAAUGCCUGGUUGAUGCUAGAGGUCAGAGGAGAAUGGGCCGACUGAUUCAAGCUGAUAGAAGAGCAACUUUGACUGAAAUCACCACUCGUUACAACCGAGGUAUGCAGCAAAGCAUUUGUGAAGCCACAACACACACAACCUUGAGGCGGAUGGGCUACAACAGCAGAAGACCCCACCGGGUACCACUCAUCUCCACUACAAAUAGGAAAAAGAGGCUACAAUUUGCAAGAGCUCACCAAAAUUGGACAGUUGAAGACUGCAAAAAUGUUGCCUGGUC